Molecule: messenger RNA, 582 nt
Organism: Cylicocyclus nassatus
Lineage: Eukaryota; Metazoa; Nematoda; Chromadorea; Rhabditida; Strongylidae
Source: the annotation of a GenBank genome assembly
AUGUAUACUUUCAAGGUCAGUGCUCUAUCGCGAACGUCUAGCGUUUACAGUAGCUACCAAUCACAGUGUAGUGAUACGAGCUCAAUGAAUUCAUUUCACCACUGUCUGGGUUGUUGUCGGUUACGGGUUGCUUCAUGUUUCAUAGGCAUGAUUAGCAUAGCGAUCUCGGUUGUCACAAUUUGCUGCUUGCUGUCUUCAUCGAGUAAUCUCUCGAUGGAAGUGCAGUCCAUGAUCUCAGCUCCCAUCACAGGCUUAGUGUUGUUCCAAAUAGCCACAUCAAUGCUGCUCAUAAUCGGCGUACUCAUUGACAUGCACUUGUUAAUGAUGCCAUUCCUGCUCAACUCGGUAGUCCACAUCUGCCUGGCCAUAGGCAUCGCUACGACAGUGUUGUUGUUUUCAGAAGAUGUUAAGAAGUUAUAUGUAGUCUGCAUGCUUGGUCUUGCCCUAUACGUAUACUUCACCAUGGUGGUGGCAAUGACGAUAUCGCUAAUAAGAGACAAACGAAGACUAGGUUACGACCAUCAGGACGAUUUCGACACUCGAGGAGGAGCAUUUGAUCGCAUCAGCAGCUCCGUUAUCUGA